Messenger RNA from Ictalurus furcatus (blue catfish), 3020 nucleotides. RefSeq names its product WAS protein family homolog 1 (gene wash1). The transcript has 11 exons. Gene Ontology annotation, cellular component: early endosome; recycling endosome; WASH complex. Gene Ontology annotation, molecular function: gamma-tubulin binding; alpha-tubulin binding; actin binding. Gene Ontology annotation, biological process: retrograde transport, endosome to Golgi; exocytosis; Arp2/3 complex-mediated actin nucleation. NCBI's taxonomy places the organism in Eukaryota, Metazoa, Chordata, Actinopteri, Siluriformes, Ictaluridae. Bases 112 to 1551 code for a protein of 479 amino acids. The record is from RefSeq and is a predicted model, not a curated record.
GUGACCAAAGGAUGCGGAAGUUUUGACCUGGAAGACUUGUGCAGUUUCUUCAGUCUGUGAUGCGAGGAAAGAACAUCGUCUUGUUUUAAAAUUUAGGGCUCGACUCUCUAAAUGGGCAGGAUGACUCAGAAGUACCACCUGGAGGGCCAGGUCUAUUCUGUGCCACUGAUCCAGCAGGACCUGAGGAGGGAAGAGGCCAUGCACCAGAUCACUGAUGCCCUGCAGUACCUGGAGAACAUCUCCACAGAUAUCUUCAGCAGGGUGUCUCAGAGUGUGGAGAGGAACCGUGCUCACCUUCAGGCCGUCACUGACCGCAUUAAACUAGCCCAAGCACGAGUCCACAAGAUUAAAGGAAGCAAGAAAGCCACGAAGGUGUUUUCCAGUGCGAAAUACCCCGCUCCUGAGAAACUCCAGGAUUAUUCAUCCAUAUUUAUGGGUGCGGUAGAUCCAGCAUCUCAAAAACGACCUCGCUACAAAGUUCAGGGCAAGCUCCGCCCCCUGGAUGACAAGGCCUUACAGGAGAAGCUGAUGUAUUUUCCAGUGUGUGUGAACACUAAGAAGCGCUCAGAGGAUGAGACCGAGGAAGGGCUGGGGAGUCUGCCAAGAAACAUUAGCUCCGUCAGCUCUCUGCUGCUGUUUAACACUACAGAGAACCUGUAUAAGAAGUACGUGUUCCUGGAUCCUCUGGCGGGAGUCGUCACUAAAACUCACAACACACUAGAGACGGAGAAGGAGGAAAAGCCGUUUGACGCGCCGCUGUCUAUCACUAAGCGAGAGCAACUCGAGAGACAGACUGCAGAAAAUUAUUUCUACGUGCCGGACCUGGGGCAAGUGCCCGAGAUCGAUGUGCCCUCUUAUCUGCCCGACCUGCCUGGAAUCGCCGAUGACCUUAUGUACAGCGCUGACCUCGGCCCAGGCUUCGCCCCUUCUGGUGCGGUCAGUGCGGCCAUACCAGAGCUGCCUUCUUUUGGCACAGAACAUGAGGAAGGCUCCCAGUUUCGAUCCGAGGCUCCUCCUCCACCUCCGCCCCCACCUCCUCCACCCCCUCCUCCUGAGUCUCCUCAGGUUGCAGCUCCUCCCCCUGGAGCUCCUCCAGCCCCGCCACCUCCCCCUCCACCGCCUCCAGCUGUUCCAGAUGUCACAGGUGGUGGAGGUGUAGCCAGUCAGGCCACAGGUGCAGUAAAAGGAGCCCCUACAGACGUCCUGCAGCCGUCAGAUGGCCGAGCCAACUUGCUCGAGUCUAUUCGUAACGCUGGCGGCAUCGGCAAAGCCAAACUGCGCAACGUUAAAGAGCGAAAGAUGGAGAAGAAGAAACAGAAGGAACAGGAGCAAGUUGGAGCAGCAGCCAGUGGAGGAGACUUCAUGUCUGAUCUGUUUAAUAAAUUGGCCAUGCGGAGGAAAGGCAUCUCGGGUAAAGUCCCAGGAGGCGGAGACUCCGCAGAACCGCCCGGGAGCUCCGGCAGCGCUUUCGCCAGAAUGUCGGACGUGAUCCCGCCCCUUCCUGCUCCCCAACAGCCAACCGCAGAGGAUGAUGACGACUGGGAGGCGUAGCCAAGACAGACCAUUUAUGAAUGACUCUUUAAGAACUGAAAGCACAGAUGGACCUUUCUGAAACCAUGGCAGCGCAACAGACGCGGAUUGGACAAGGUCAUGUUAAAAUAAGUUCCGAGCUUUUUUAACGGUCGUUUGCUAAAAUACAGAUCAGAUUACAUGCCUAGAUGAUGUAGGGAAACUCUGUGUAUAUGUAAUCUCAUCCUUUUAGCAGAUUAUUGGGACUUUAUGCCAUGUGACGAUUUAUAAAACGGAAUAUUCAUGCGAGUCAAUUCUCCUGUAACGGACAAAGAAAAACCUUUUAUAAAAUGUCAGUGGCGCGUUCCUUCACUCGGUAGUACCGUGUAUAGCACCUGAGAGGUUGUCUCAUUGACUCUGUGCUACUUAGGAACUUUCUUAGAAGAGGAUACUAUUCCUAAACUCACAGUGAAAUUCACUGCACUUAACAACAUUGUUGUAUUAUGUUAACUAUGACUUUUUUUUUUAGCUCGGUCAGUUUCCCAGUAACCGAAACGUGGGACUGGGCAGAAAACUGGACCAGCUCAUGGAUUUAUAAUUUAUCCAUCCCUGCAUAUGAAAAGAUAAAAUAUUCAUAGAAAAGAAACUUGUGAAAUCUUAUUCAGUAUUCAGUAAAAUCUGGGCAGCUGAACAGCAACGUGUGUAAUGUGUGUAAUUACUUUCUUUACGCACUGAUUAUUUUCUACCAUCUGCUGGGGAAAACACACGGCCCAGGCACACGGUGUGCAGGAAAGCCUUAAAUGAAGUUCUGAAAAACCAUCAGAGAGAGAGAAAAAAAAAAUCAUACAUGUGAGAGGUUAUCGUGUACAAAUCUCGCGUUUCUCUCGUUAUAUCGACUUUAUUCACAUUAAACCGUAACAGUCUCGCGUGAACACGUGAGUACAACACGGCUGAACGAAACAGACUGGUUAACAGUAAUGUUAAUUAUUGACGUAGGUUUUACAGGAUUACACAACUACACGCACACUGGUUUUAAAAACAACAACAACAAACCCUUGCAUUCGGACGGCGAUGUAGAACUGAGGUCACGUGGCGUUCUGCUCACUGCUGUGUUCGUCGCUUCUCCAGGAAAAACUGCACAAUCAGACAGAAAUACAGACGCACUCAGAUCUAAUCUACAGACAUGUGGUGUACAGAUAGACACGAUCGGCUUCUGUCGUAGGACAGCAGCUACAAACAUGCAUGCGGAUCGGGGUUCAGUAGAUGAAAUGGAUGUAGGUAUGUAGAAUUAUGUUAAAAAAAACAAAAAAAAACAACAACCCAAAGUUGAUGUUUAGAAGUUCAGAAGAUUGUGCCUUGAUAUUUAUCUGGAAAUUUAACCAAGUGUCGCUGUUAUUUUAAAUCAAGUAGCUUAGGGAAUAAAACACGUGGAGGUGUGCUGUUAUUCGCAACAUUGAUUAUUUUCCUGUAAACAGCAUGUUCUGAAGUAUUUUAUUCCCUUUUAUACCACA